GUAGAUUUCAGGUGACCCCGUCAGUUGCCGCUGGUUCUGGUAAGAUGCUUGAGAACUUGCCUUGGUGAUGGUGGUACCUGUUGUGUCAUCAGAAGUACUAGAACAAACAGCGACCGGCAACAGUGUUGACAGCUCCAGGUCAGCGCCUGAAGCCAUCUGGUGAUGAAAUUGUCCUGUAGCAACACUGAUAGCACCCAGUGUUGGUACAGCCCUUCAGCACGCUUUAAGAACUCCAUGCUUUCACCCCAAGGUACCACACCGAAAACAGAGGUGAGGUGCUUCAGCUGGGGGAAUGUCCAAACCUUCUCUCUGUGUAUGGGUAAAUUACACCAGUCCAGCACGUCAGUUCUCAUGAGUGCUGGUCAAUGUAUCAGACCUCAGAGGGAUUUCAAGCUGAUUUCCCAGUUCUGAUGAUGCCAUACAUGCUCUUUCCUGGCUUUCUUCCUGUUCUCCGUGUAGACUGGGAGGCCCGGAAUUGUAUUCCAGCCGGCACCAUCCAGCAAGCUGUACUCUCUGGAGGGGAAAAUAGUCUCUCUCUGAAGUACACAAGAGGAGAGCUGACAACUGUGGAGUUUUUGCAGGAAUUGGGACGGCAGUGCUUUGAGAUUGCAAAUGUCCGUGUUCCAGUGGACUCUUUGCUCUCGGACUUAAUCAGAAAGGAGAUGAUAAAACAGCUCCCCAUAAUGGCAGAAGCAGUACAGUGUAUCCGUGCAGAAGGUCUCAAGACAGCUCUUCUGAUGGACAACUUCUGCCUGCUGAAUAGGAAGAGCUUUCUGCCCCUAGACCAAAAGCACUUUGAUGUGAUGGUUGAAUCCUAUCGGGAAGGGAUGGGCAAGGCAGACCCUCGGAUUUACAAGCUGUGCUUGGAGCGCUUGGAUGUUCAGCCCCAGGAAUCCAUCUUCCUCGACAACAGCAGCCAGAACCUAAAAGCAGCAGCCCAGCUUGGCAUUAAAACAGUGAAGGUCGAUGAUCCAGAAGCAGCAUUCAAAGAGCUGGAAGCAUGUCUGGGAUUCCCUUUACAAGGGUUUGUUCCAUAUACUCGUGCAGUGAGACCAAGCAUGGAAAUCCCAAAAGACAAGCUGCAAAAGUACCUUGAGAAUGUUCUCGGUGACCACACCACAGGCCCAUUAGUGUUACGGCAGUUUGGCCACGGACACUCCACCCGGACCUAUGCUGUCAGGUUUGGAGAUCACUUGCUAGUGCUAAAGAAGGAGCCCCCUGACAGCCCACAUCCCUCUGGCCCUGCUGUCAGAAGGGAAUACAGGUUACUGAAGGCCCUUGCUGAAGCCGGUGUUCCUGUUCCCACUGUACUUGCUCUCUGUGAGGACAGAAGCACCCUCGGCACACCUUUCUACCUGAUGGAGCACCGUGCCGGCCGCAUCUACAGCGACGUCUCCCUCCCUGCGCUGCAGCCCUGCCAGCGGAGAGCUAUUUAUGCUGCCAUGAGCCAAGUCCUCUCCAAGAUCCACAGCGUAGACCUCAGAGCAGCCAAGCUGGAGGAGCUCGGGGAGCACGGUAAUUACAUUCAGCAGCAAGUUGAGACCUGGACAAAGCAGUACCGAGCUACAGAAACUCAUGUUAUCCCAGCCAUGGAAAGACUCAUCAAGUGGCUGCCUCUGCAUUUCCCUGAGUCUCAGAAGACAACAGUUGUGCACGGUGAUUUCAGGAUGGACAACCUGGUCUUUCAUCCAGACAGGCCAGAAGUCCUUGCUGUCCUUGGCUGGAAGCUUGCAACUCUAGGAGAUCCCAUCUCUGAUUUGGCGAAUAACUGUAUGGCCUACUUCCUGCCACCUCACUUUAGUGCACUGAGAGGCUUGAGGAAGUGUGAUUUGGGGCACCUGGGAGUCCCCACAGCAGAGGAGUAUUCCCAGAUGUACUGUGGCCACAUGGGGGUGGAGCGGCCGGAGAACUGGAAUUUCUACAUGGCUUUUGCCUCUUUCCGGCUGGCGGCAGCGCUGCAGGGACUCUACAAGCACCCUGUGGCAGGGAAGCCAGCCCCAGGUGAAAGCAGCCCGGAGGAUGUAGAGUUUGUGGCUGACCUGGCUUGGGAUUUUGCCAUCAAAGAAGGAUUCCGUGUGUUUGACAGCCUCCCCACCACACAGCUUCUCACACGACGUUACAGCACCUGGGCCAGGCGAGGGCCUUUCCUCAGCAGGAGCUAUGGUACCUGGUCAUGUCCUGGGGCAGCUCCUGUGCCCAAAGCCCCCUUCAUCACUCCCACCUCCAGCCUCUUGGGAAUGGCCCAGAGUCUUUAUUGCAAGCUGGAAAAGAUGAUGGGCAUCCAGUGGGGUUUUCUGAUUUCCCUCCCUGGAUGGACUCCACGUCCUGUUCUAGAACUGAAGGCACAGAGCACCAGGACCCAAGCAGUGGCUCUGACAAUGACUCUUCAGGCCAUGGAUCAGCAUAGCCAGGUCUCUGGAGCAGAGCAUCUCAGCAGUGCAGCCCCCAGCCCGGUGCUUUGCUCAGGCCUGAGCUCCACGUCUCGCUGAAGGUCCCACAUGGUUCACAGCACUCUGCAAACCAGAGCUGAGCCACCACCUCGGACCUGAGACUAAAGCAGCCUGGGAGCUGCUGAAUUCAGUGGUGUUUGCUGUUAUCCCAUAUCUGUAUCUUCAUUUCCAGGCUCAGGAGGUAGGCAGCAAAAUCCAUCCUUGGAUCAUGAGGCUUGCAGGGCAGGAAUGACCAGGCUAGGGGUGCAAGACUUGGUGUUGGGAAUAAAAAGAAUGGAGUAGGGUGUCUCUCCUCCUCCAGCACACCUCCAUCAACCUGCAGACACUACAAGAGACCUUGGGGAUGGAGGGAACUGAAUCAGGUCCUUGAGGACUCUGGAGCUGGGAGGACCUGGGAGUACUCCAUGGGGCCAUGACUGCAGAGGAUCUCUCUGGGUUCCUUUGGGGACCACAGAGGAUGCAGACUGGACCAGUGAGGGCUUUCAGUGCUCCACAGAGGCCAACAGCUAGGGGAGAACUGUGGGAACAAUUGUGGCAUUUCCUGGGCUAUGUAUAAUCUAUUAUUAAUAUUAAAGUGAUGGGCACAAUAUUAAUGCAAUAUUAAAGUGAUGGAAACACUCUGAA
Strigops habroptila (Kakapo) is the source of this 3074-nucleotide messenger RNA. RefSeq names its product acyl-CoA dehydrogenase family member 10 (gene ACAD10). The record is from RefSeq and is a predicted model, not a curated record. The transcript has 13 exons. NCBI's taxonomy places the organism in Eukaryota, Metazoa, Chordata, Aves, Psittaciformes, Psittacidae. Bases 366 to 2489 code for a protein of 707 amino acids.